Messenger RNA from Macrobrachium nipponense, 676 nucleotides. It is a transcript of the gene nac, whose product is annotated as GDP-fucose transporter 1-like. The coding region runs from base 161 to 676 and encodes 171 amino acids. NCBI's taxonomy places the organism in Eukaryota, Metazoa, Arthropoda, Malacostraca, Decapoda, Palaemonidae. The transcript is spliced from 5 exons. Gene Ontology annotation, molecular function: GDP-fucose transmembrane transporter activity; antiporter activity. Gene Ontology annotation, biological process: GDP-fucose import into Golgi lumen; protein O-linked glycosylation via fucose. The record is from RefSeq and is a predicted model, not a curated record. Gene Ontology annotation, cellular component: Golgi apparatus.
UAAUCGGCCUUGGAAAUGAAUGGAACCUAACUGUUCGCUGAGAGUCCAAGAGUAGCAUAGGAGGUGUGAGCCGCUGAACUUCUGAACUUCAGUUGAACAGUCAGACAUCACAAAUAUCUCUUGUUUGCUACGUGAAAGUUGAUGUUGUAGAAAGGCUACAAUGGAAUCUUUAGGAAUCAGACAAGAGUCACUUUUGUACAAAUAUGUUAGGAUUACAGCAGUUGUCAGCCUUUACUGGGCUGUCUCCAUAUCGAUGGUGUUUGUCAACAAGUAUCUCCUUGGUGGCUCAUCCGGUCACGAUAAAGAUGCGCCGCUCUUUGUCACUUGGUUUCAGUGUUUUGUAACUGCAGUUGCAUGUAUUUUACUCAGUCAAGCAUCAAAAGUCUUCCCUAACUUAAUAACGUUUCCUGAAGUUGGACAUCUGGAGAAAAGUAAAGCCAGACAGGUGUUACCCUUAACAUUCAUGUUUGUAGGCAUGAUCACCUUGAACAACCUUUGUUUGAAGUAUGUGGGUGUGGCAUUUUAUUAUGUAGGAAGAUCGUUAACAACUAUUUUCAACGUCAUCUUCACAUACAUAAUGUUGGGUCAGAAAACAUCUUCGCCUGCCAUAGUGUGCUGUGCUGUUAUUAUUGGGGGAUUUUUUCUAGGAGUGGACCAAGAGAAUGAGGCAGGUUAG